This is a messenger RNA of Acaulospora colombiana, 477 nucleotides long. Lineage: Eukaryota; Fungi; Glomeromycota; Glomeromycetes; Diversisporales; Acaulosporaceae. The record is from the annotation of a GenBank genome assembly.
AUGCCCGAGAUUCAGCGAGUGUGCGAGUGUUUACACCCCCCUCUUUCUGGAAAAAGCCGACGCCACCCACAUCUGGGGCUGUUGCCUUACGGGGGCGAGGCACACGAUGGAUGUCUCGGCAUCGGACAGAAUCGGGUCCCACUGAUAGAUCAGAAUGAGGGGAAUGAGGGGAAGUGCAAGUCCAGUUUAGGUAUUCCCGCAGCAUCUGCACAUGCACGCCUAGUGAUCACGAAAAGGUUCCCGCUGGAUAUACUCUUCCUAAUAAUUUUCCGAUGCCUCCAGACUAGGAAGUUCAGGUUCCCGACGGUCCUGAGAAUGGACAUGGUGCCAUGCGGAUGUUCGAGAACGUCUCAGCUGGUGCUGCCUCUGGUGUUCUUGAGUUUCGCCGAGUUGUUGGAUGAGGGCGUGCACAUUUAUCUCGCUUCUUCUGACAUAAAGUCGAUAUCCUUCUCUCUUCCUGCCAUGAAGGACAUUUAA